This is a messenger RNA of Schistosoma turkestanicum, 405 nucleotides long. Lineage: Eukaryota; Metazoa; Platyhelminthes; Trematoda; Strigeidida; Schistosomatidae. The record is from the annotation of a GenBank genome assembly.
GGUCAUUUUAAUCAAUGAAUGGGGAAAAGACGGGAAGUAUAUUCUAUCUAUCCAUUUAAUGUUUAUAUUUUUUUUAAAAAUGAAGAUGGUCAGUGUAGAUUAUUCAUUUUGAAGUUCGUGUUCAUCAGAACAACACAUGGAUCGAUUGGGAAAGCAUAGAAAACUAGAAAACAAAAGUAUAUCUUCUAUUUUAUGCAUUGAACUGAUACUCUGCAAUAAUCGUUUUAACCAUUUAUGGAUUCGAAGAUUCACUGAAUACUUUCUUAGAAAAAAGAGCGAUUAUUUUAUCAAGUACACAAUUAACUCUAAGUUAUGCGAAAGAAAACAAUCUGUGCUCUAUUCAUUGUUGUUACACUAAUAAUGUCAUAAAAUUUUGAUCACAUUUAAAAAUAAACAACAUUUCUA